GUGCCCGCGAGCAGUGAUAUGGCGGCGUCCUCGAGACUCGUGUCGAAAUUGGCGGUUGUUACCGGAGGGGGCAGUGGCAUUGGCCGUGCAGUGUGCCAAAGGUUUGCCUCCGAGGGUGCGUCGGUGGUGGUUGCUGACAUCGAUGAGGGAUCAGCCAGUCGGACCGUGGCUGCCCUGCCACGUGGCCACAGAGCUCAGGAGCACAUGGCGGCAGCGGUGGAUGUGUCAUCAAGGCACAGCGUGGACAGGCUGCUGACCAGUAUUCAGCACCAGUACUUCCAGCCGCCCUCAUUGUGUGUGAGCGCAGCUGGUAUCACCCAGGACGAAUUCCUGUUGAAGAUGGACGAGGAGGACUUUGACAGGGUUAUCGAGGUCAACCUCAAGGGGACGUUUCUCGUGACUCAGGUCUUCUCCAGGGCCAUGGUUUCCUCUGGAUUCCCCAAGGGGUCCAUCAUCACUAUAGGCAGCAUUGUGGGCAAGAUGGGGAACAUUGGCCAAGUCAACUACUCUGCCUCCAAAGCUGGAGUUGUAGGGUUAACAAGAACUGCUGCAAAGGAGCUGAGCAAGUUUGGGAUUCGCUGUAACUGUGUGCUGCCUGGAUUCAUAGCAACACCAAUGACUGAUAAAAUACCUGAAAAAGUCCUCAGCAAGGUCCUCUCCUUGGUACCUAUGGGGAGGAUUGGAGAGCCUGCAGAGGUGGCCGACGUGUGUGCGUUUCUGGCAUCAGACGAAAGCCGGUACAUCACUGGGGUCAGCAUUGAAGUUACAGGUACGAAACGAACCCAGAACACCACAGACACACGGAACAUGCAGAUCCGGGUGCUGAAGUCGUACAUUACACAGUACACCCUGUGUUUACAUUCACUGAAUAGCGUUAAUUCAUAUACCUACUGGGUAUUUUUUCUGCUGAACAUGUCUGUACUAACAUGCAUGCAUCGAGUACAUGUAAUAAUAACCAGGACAGUUGCUAUAAAUGCACCUUACCAGGGCUAAAAUUGGAGCCUAAUGUAUAAAACUUUUCUUAAUAAAAAAAAAAAAUUAAUUCAGGUUUGUUUUAUUAU
Molecule: messenger RNA, 1061 nt
Organism: Scleropages formosus (Asian bonytongue)
Lineage: Eukaryota; Metazoa; Chordata; Actinopteri; Osteoglossiformes; Osteoglossidae
Gene: hsd17b8
Product: hydroxysteroid (17-beta) dehydrogenase 8
Exons: 8
Coding region: 19-993 (324 amino acids)
Biological process (GO): fatty acid biosynthetic process
Molecular function (GO): quinone binding; oxidoreductase activity, acting on the CH-OH group of donors, NAD or NADP as acceptor
Source: RefSeq, a predicted model, not a curated record